AUGCCAAAGUCAUUCACAGGCUUCAAUGGCGUGGACUCUACGCCACCCCCCACAACUCCAGAGGGCCUUACACCCACCAAGAUAUCCUCAUCGAGAUCACUCUCUAGUCCCUCAUUGGUGAAGGUACCAUUGUCCCAAUCGCUGCCAGUCUAUCACGAGGACCUAGUCAUGUCCUCGUCUUCACCAACAUCAAAUAGCCCCUAUCAGCUGCCAAGAUCAAGCUCAACAACUUUCGAGUCACCAAGCUCUUCCCUCGAUUCGCCUGGACAGAAGAAAGAGCUACUAGAGUUCUGGAAGAGGAAGGAGAGUGAGGGCAGUCCAAGAUUCUUGUCUCCAAUGGGAACACCUCAUGGCACACCACUUGGAACACCACUCGGCUCACCGAGGGUACGAUCACCAAUGCGUCCUAUUAGUACACCACGUGGCACAUCAUCACAACAUUCCAGUGCCAACAACUCUCCAUCCUCCUCUUCCACCUCACCAAAGAUGGGAAGAAGGAGAUCAUCACCAUCAUCAUGGACCAGACGACAUACAUUCAGUGAGCCAGACUCUGAACCAAUGGUUACCACCACCUCUACUUUCAGUCCAGCACCAGCACCAGCACCAGCAAUCACUCAAACGAAUAUUGAGCCUGUAGUGGUUAUACAACCAAUCGAGUCCAAGAAGGAUAAGGAAAUCGUUGUGGACAAAGUUGAACAGCAGGUGGACAGCAAUAAGCAGGAGAUCAGCCCUGCAGAUGAGGCAGAAAAGGACUCAAAGGAGAAACACGAAAAGAAGGAGAAUGAGUUGGUCAUUGAAGCUCCAACAGCAGCAGCAGUACAGACAACUCAUCCAAUAUCAUCGUCACCCUCAACAACGGAGGCAACUACGCCAUCUAUUCCAACAACAGUCCAGGAGCAACCACAAACACCAGUACCUAUUACAUCUACACCUACACCUACAUUAUCUGCACCAGUCCAAGCAACAUUACCAACACCAAUAUCUACGCCCACACCUACACCAACACCAACACCUACACAACCUAAACUUCCAGCAAGAGAUCUUGUUGAGGACACCAAGCGAAUAUGGCUGAGGCCAUUUGCUUCACAGCCUGUUGGAGUAGACCUACCCCGACUGGCCAGUUGUAUUUCUAUUUUCAAAGACAAUAGCAGCACUGAAGACCUUGCCGAGAAGGGCAAUCCAAAGAAGACGGUCUAUGAUGUGCUCCAGGGAUUGAGGCAGUUCUUUGCCCCAGAGUUCACCUUGGACGAUGAAUUCAUCCAAAAGUACGAUGCCAUACCCAGGAAUGAGGACAGUACAUUCAGAACGAACGACCUGGUGGCAUAUCUAUCCACAGAGUUCCAGGAGCCCAUUUUGAACAUACUAAAGGUAUGCAGUCAGGCUAUCAUUGCACCAUCUGUGAUCGAGCUGCGACUCUCUAUAUGUCCCAAACCAAUGUUUAAGGAUGCAGGUGGAUGGACUAUCAAGGUCAGCAGGGACAGUGAGAACAACGUCGUGGUGUCACACUGCAAGAAACAACAGCAAAUGGACCUGAGGAAGGAGGAAGAAUACUUUGAGUUCGUUUGGGAACUGCAAAUGGUCUUUGACUCUGAAGCCACUCUAUUGAAACAUGUGGCACUAUCCAUUGUCGAGUUGAACUUUGGUGAAAAGACAACGCCAGAAAGGAAGCAAGAGUGUCAUGCCGUGUUUGAUAAGCAUUUCAAGUGUAACAAGACGCCAUCGCCAGCACUGUCCGAUCAAUAG
Molecule: messenger RNA, 1743 nt
Organism: Acytostelium subglobosum LB1
Lineage: Eukaryota; Evosea; Eumycetozoa; Acytosteliales; Acytosteliaceae
Exons: 2
Coding region: 1-1743 (580 amino acids)
Source: RefSeq, a predicted model, not a curated record